Molecule: messenger RNA, 1653 nt
Organism: Pieris napi
Lineage: Eukaryota; Metazoa; Arthropoda; Insecta; Lepidoptera; Pieridae
Exons: 6
Coding region: 354-1100 (248 amino acids)
Source: RefSeq, a predicted model, not a curated record
AUUAUUUUAUAUUAUAGGGGUGAAACUUAAAUAGGGCUUAACAUAAAAUUUAGAAUUAAAUUUUUGUCGAGAGGCAUUACUAACCCCUACUAUAUUACUAUUGCUUUGUUUUAUACUUUAUCUGUAUUACGAUUUGUGAAAUGGGUAUUGUAGUUUCGACUUAGGUUUUCGAGUGGUUUUCGAAUAUCGAUAUAAAUUACGUAUCGACUUCGACUUUCGUGCGAAAUGAGAAGUUAGUGAGAAAUAAUAAAUAUAUAUAGGGGUUAAGAAUUUUAUAAUUUGUGGUCCCAUAACGUAAAUUUAUAGUUAAUGUUCGAAUCUAAUCGGCAUUUUUGGUUUCUUGAAAAUCCAAAAUGACGGAACGAGUCGUAGCGAGUCGGCCAAACCUAGAGCAAAUGGUGGCAAUUAUCGAAUUCAUGGAGCAACACCCAGUAUUGGGACUCAGUCAGAUGAGAGGUAUGGAGGGACGAAAUGAGAGCAAAAAGCUUUGGUUAAAACUUACCAGUAUUGUUAAUAAUAUGAAAGGUCCCACACGGCCCAUGAAAUCAUGGGUAAAGUUUUGGGCAGACAAAAAAUCUACUGUAAGAGCAAAAGUUUUAACAAGUGGUGGUGAUCCAAGUAUUCUUGGUUCUAGUAUUGAAAGAAGGAUAUGGGACAAGUUCCUACAUAAUGAUUCUGGAUAUAAACCCCGAAGUUCAGUUAAAGUAGAAUCACAUUAUAUACCAGAGAACAACUAUUCAAACGAAGAGAGUACUGAAGAAAAUAAUGAAAUGAAUGAUGAAGUACUAAAUUUUGAUGAACCAGCAAUAGAGCCUGCAGCAGAUACUAUGUUAUUGGAGGAACGGAAUAUGAUCCUUAUGGAAAAACUGGUCCAAGUGAUGAGUGAACAAGCCACGGCUAUGUCUCAGUUAGCACAUGCUUCGCAGGUCAGCUCUCAAGCUAUGGAGAGGUUAGCUGAAGCUUCUCAAAUACAGUCGCGAGCAAUCGAACGGCUCGCAAACACAUUCGAAGCGAUCGGUUCUACGGCGCAUCAUAUCGGAACUACCAUUGUCGACAUUGACACGACCAUGAAAAGAUUUUAUAGUACAACGCCCACAUAGCAUACACCUAGGUGCUCGUUUUACAGUAAUCAUAGAUAAAGUUAUUACUUUAUCUAAAACCUAUACUGCACUAACUAAAUCACGUGAUACUACAUUAUAUUAGCAUUUUAAGUUAGAUUUUAGUACAAAUAAUUAUGUAUAUAAAACUUUAAAAACUUACACAACAGGGAAAAUGCCCAGACGUGUUGCCAAUAGAAAUAAGUGUUGAAUAAAUGUUUGUAUUUAUGUUUAGUCUAGAAAUCAAAUAGUUUGUUAAAACUAAAAAAAGGUAAAUUAACACGAAACAUUAAACAAUUUUUAAUCAGAUAUUUAUUAUCUCCUAAUUUGACACGAUGUUUAAUUAUAAAUUAACAUACAAAAUAUACAUUUAGUUAUAAUUGGAUAUUAAAUUAAUGAGGCUACUAGUUUCACUGUGAGCCUUUGUUUUGUCGUUUUCUAUUUAUCUAUACUUAGGGUCUGUUUCACAAUGUUUGGAUAAAGUACCAAAUGCAACACAUAAAUUAUUUGGAAGAUAAAUUGUGCUAUUUGACAUUCAUCGGACUCAUAACUUAUG